Messenger RNA from Bombina bombina (fire-bellied toad), 2380 nucleotides. It is a transcript of the gene EIF2AK3, whose product is annotated as eukaryotic translation initiation factor 2 alpha kinase 3. Gene Ontology annotation, molecular function: protein kinase activity; ATP binding; protein binding. Bases 135 to 2204 code for a protein of 689 amino acids. The transcript is spliced from 12 exons. NCBI's taxonomy places the organism in Eukaryota, Metazoa, Chordata, Amphibia, Anura, Bombinatoridae. The record is from RefSeq and is a predicted model, not a curated record.
GUCAGGGAAACGCUUGUAGGCUAAGAGGAGUUGUCAUAAAGUAUAAAGGUGUCAUGGCGGAGGUGACGGAGAAAGUGGUGUGAGGAGAAGGAGGUGAAGUAAUCUGCGAGUUAAGUGCUGAUGUUGGCUUGCCCAUGGAAGGCCGGGUCCUGCGCUUGUGGCGGCUCGGCCUGUCUCUCGUUACAUUGUUGUUGUUGAGGACCGUAGCUGCUGGGUUAGUGGAGCAGGGGGCUCCGGGGAGCGAUGCUGGAUACCCAUGGGAAGAGAAAGAAGAGAGCAGCAGCCUUAGCUCCUUGGCAUCGGGGCUCGGGUCUGCUGCGGCCUUCCCUACAGGUGAUGUUACAGUGGAAGAUGUCGAAUCUGGGACCGAGCAGGAAUACAUAGAAAGCGGCCGAGAGGAACAAAAACCCAGGUCUUUAGUUAUAAUCAGCACCUUAGAUGGGCGAAUUGCAGCUCUGGAUGCAGAAAAUCAUGGAAGGAAGCAAUGGGACCUGGAUGUUGGUUCGGGCUCUCUUGUGUCGUCCAGCCUGAGCAAGCCAGAGGUUUUUGGCAAUAAAAUGAUCAUUCCUUCUUUGGAUGGAGACUUAUUUCAAUGGGAUCGGGACAGAGAAAGUAUGGAAGCUGUUCCAUUCACAGUAGAGUCACUUUUGGAGUCCUCUUACAAAUUUGGAGAUGAUGUUGUCUUGGUAGGAGGAAAAUCUCUUACAACUUAUGGCCUUGGUGCUCACAGCGGCAAGGUAAAAUAUAUCUGUUCUGCAAUGGGUUGUCGUCGUUGGAAUGAGGAAGAAACAGAGCAAGAUGAUAUACUUUUAUUGCACCGAAAGCAAAAAACUGUGCGUGCGGUGGGUCCUCGAAGCGGUAAUGAGAAAUGGAAUUUUAGUGUUGGUCACUUUGAGCUAAGAUAUAUUCCGGAUGUUGAACCAGGAGUGGGGUUUAUUGAGGGCCAGCUUGAAGCAAGCAUUGGCGCAGAUGGUUCAAAAAUAAUUUCUGAUGUUGAUGACCAAGAAACUGGAACAAAGGACAUGGUUAUAAAAGUUUCUGUAGCAGACUGGAAAGUCAUGGCCUUUAACAGGCAGCAAGGGCAUCUAGAGUGGGAGCACCAGUUCUGCACUCCAAUUGCGUCUGCCUGGUUAGUUAAGGAUGGAAAAGUCAUCCCAAUCAGUCUUUUUGAUGACACCAGUUAUACAUCAGAUGAUGAAAUUCUAGAAGAUGAGGAAGAUAUUGUAGAAGCUGCUAGAGGAGCUACAGAAUCCAGCUUUUAUUUGGGGAUGUUCCGUGGGCAGCUGUAUCUGCAGUCCUCUGUAAGAAUUUCCGAGAAGUUCCCCGUUAACCCAACAGCUUUAGAUACCAGGAAUGACAAUAGCAUUAUAUCGCUGCCUCGAAUUAAAUGGAAGCCGUUAAUUCACUCUCCUUCAAGGACACCUGUGCUGGUUGGGUCGGAUGAGUUUGAUAAAUGCCUUAGUAAUGACAAGUUUUCUCAUGAAGAGUAUAGCAAUGGAGCACUUUCAGUUCUGCAGUAUCCAUAUGCAAUGCUUAGAGGAAUGCCCAACCCUGAUCAGCAAAGAGCUCAAAGACCCAUUGUAGCACCUAUCGGCUCAGCUGGACAUCGUAUGCACCAUACUCCAGCACUAACUACUGAUAAUGGUUAUUAUCUACCCUACUAUAAGAGAGAGCGAAGUAAGCGUGGCACUCAGAUCACUGUCGGCAUUUUGGAGAACCCAAAUAAAAACAUCCGUAAAAAAGAUCCUGUUCUGCUGUUGCACUGGUGGAAGGAGAUUGUAGGCACAAUUUUGUUUUGUAUCACUGCUACAACUUACAUUGUUCGCAAGUUGUUCCAGCCAAAUCCAAACAGUGCCAGGAAGAGGAAGGAGUCUGAGACGCAAUGUCAGACUGACAGUAAAUUUGACUCUCUUGAUGGAGAAUUAAAGGACAACUGGAAUGAUUACAAGAAUUGUGGAUAUAUAUCAAGGUAUCUUACUGAUUUUGAACCUGUUCAGUGUCUGGGGCGUGGAGGCUUUGGAGUGGUCUUUGAAGCCCGAAACAAAGUAGAUGACUGUAACUAUGCUAUCAAGCGAAUUCGCCUACCAAACAGGUACAUAGAAUUAUUGUUAAAUUACAUCAUUGUUUGGGAUUUGGAUAAAAUUAUUUUGUUUGCCUUUUUUCCAUCCAUUCAUUUGCUUGCUUUUUUUUUGCCAAUGACUUAAAAAAUACCUGUCAUACUUAAACAAAUAAGAGACCUAUUUAUGUGACAGGACAAUGCUCUUGUGUUCGCUAUCUAUCCAAAAUAUACUGCAGACGGCAUCCGUCAAUCACCAUAGUAGAUUUUCUUUCAGCAGUAUUUUCUUCUGUUAAGUGUGAUCAGUCCACGGGUCAUCAUUAC